This is a messenger RNA of Perkinsus marinus ATCC 50983, 1399 nucleotides long. Its product is annotated as nexus protein, putative. Lineage: Eukaryota; Perkinsozoa; Perkinsida; Perkinsidae. The transcript has 12 exons. The record is from RefSeq and is a predicted model, not a curated record. Bases 46 to 1092 code for a protein of 348 amino acids.
AGUAGAGGUACUCCUCCGUUACAUUAAUUUCAAAGCUUUUUAUCAAUGGGAAAUUGUGCUUGCUUUGGUAGUAAACACGAGACACCUCAGGAGCCCACCAACGCAGCAGCAGCGCCGACAAGGCAGCCUAAGGGAGCCAGUGGUGCAACUGAACAAGGUGCCUCAGCAGCAGAAGCAGCUGGUGCUGAUCAGCGACAAGGCGGCUCUACAGCAACUGGUGUUGAUAAAAGUGCCGCCAGUGGUGAAGUAGCGGGUACUACCGCAGAAGGUGCUGGUCGUGAGAAAAGGGCACCUUUCAAGUGCGAGAAUGGCGCCAUAUAUACUGGUGAGUGGUCGGGCAAUUCCCGGGAUGGGUACGGAGUUCAAGUGUGGCCUGAUGGUGCUAAGUAUGAUGGAGAAUGGAAGAGCGAUAAGGCUUGUGGGAAGGGUAAGUUCACUCAUGCUGAUGGUGAUAUCUACGAUGGUGAGUGGAAGGAUGACAGGGCUGAUGGUCAGGGUACUUACUAUCAUGCCGAUGGCAGCAAGUAUACAGGACAGUGGAAGGAUGAUAAGCAGGAUGGCUUUGGUCGUGAAGAUUGGCCUGAUGGAGCCAAGUAUGAAGGGGAGUAUAAGAAUGGCAAAAAGGAUGGACACGGUCGCUUCUCAUGGACAGAUAACUCCGUUUACGAGGGCACAUUCGUUAACAACGACAUAGAAGGUUAUGGAACCUAUAGUUGGGGUGAUGGCCGUAAGUAUGAAGGUGAAUGGAAGGAUAACCGAAUGCACGGCAAGGGAACAUUCAUUUGGGUUGAUGGACGGAAAUACGAAGGCCAGUAUGUGAAUGACCAGAAGGACGGUCAAGGCGUGUUCACGUGGCCGGAUGGUCGCCGAUACGAAGGUGGCUGGAAGGCUGGCAAGCAGAAUGGACGUGGCAUUUAUCGAACAGCCAAGGGAGAGGUCCGAGAGGGUGAGUGGGAAGAUGGUCACAGGGUACGAUGGCUAGGCCCCCCUCAUGCCGCUGGAAGCACUACCGCCGAGGCCCCUAAGGAAGCCUCGGCGCCAGCUGAUGCCACUGCCAAGUCCGGUGAUAAUGAUACUCAACAGCAGCAGUAAAAAGAAUGCAAUGUAGAAUUUGAGGGCUGAAGUAUGUUAACCUGAAUUCCAAUUUUCCGCAGUACAAGUCAGUGCCACAGGGUUAUCACCACCAUUUGAUUUCUGCUGCAUUGCUCUUGUAAUUACUACUGCUACUGGACUCUCUUCUGUACUUUCUGUUGCAAUGAUUUGCAUUGUGGUGAUGGUCGCCCGAGGGGGCGGCAGUGGCCUCACCUUUACGCCGCACACUUGUCAUUAUCCUUGCGGCUAGUGCGAUCACCGGAAGCAGCGAUGAUAAAUAUUGUCGAGAUUGUUGCUUUGUGCUGCG